Messenger RNA from Rosa rugosa (rugosa rose), 785 nucleotides. RefSeq names its product dirigent protein 22-like. The record is from RefSeq and is a predicted model, not a curated record. Bases 52 to 627 code for a protein of 191 amino acids. NCBI's taxonomy places the organism in Eukaryota, Viridiplantae, Streptophyta, Magnoliopsida, Rosales, Rosaceae. The transcript has a single exon.
CUAUAAAAUGCAUCCUCGGUCUUGAUUUGUUUUGCUCAGCAAGAGUGAAAAAUGGAGAAGGUAGUUCCAAACCUUUUCUUCAUAGCUCUGUUCAUGUUCAUACCAUUACUAGGGCACUGUAGCAGCAUCGAAGAAAAUAGAGAAUUUGACCAAUGGUUUCAGAAGCUCGACAACUCAAAACCCAAGCUGACCCGAUUCCACUUCUACUUUCACGACAUCGUUUCAGGCUAUGGCCAGACAUCAUUCGUAGUGGUUCCACCACCCAAGAUCAUCAAGCCAUCGACCACCUUGUUCGGACAAGUCAACAUGUUUGACAACCCACUAACCAAGGGACCCGAACUCACGUCCGAGCUUGUAGGUAGGGCUCAGGGGCUAUACAGUUUCGCGUCCCAAGAAGAGCUCUGUCUACUUAUGGCCAUGACCAUUGUUUUCACCAGCGGCAAACACAACGGUAGCGGUGUCACUAUUUUGGGGCGCAACGCAGUGUUUCAAUCCCGGCGAGAGUUUCCAAUUGUCGGCGGAACUGGCGAUUUCCGGUUGGGCCGUGGAUUUGCGUCAGUCUCCAGCUAUUUUGUUAAUGCUACUCUUGGUAUUCUGGAAUAUAAUCUUAUGGUUAUACAAUAUUGAAUGAAAUAAUGAGAAUGGCGUGGUCUAUUCUCUACUUUUUUUAAUAAUACUGUUGUUCUGGUAGGGACUCUGCCGAGAAAAUUAGUGGCUUUUGCUGGAGAUAUGCGAGUAUUCUAAUGGGUUUUUUAUUGAAAUUGAAAAAGAGAUAAACAGGUCCA